CCCAGGCCUAGACCUUGAAAAUGGCAAGGAAGGUGGAACAUGGCUGGGAGUCACCAAGACGGGCCGGCUGGCCACCAUCACAAACUACCUGGAACCAAUGCUCAACCCUGACGCCAAAGGAAGAGGCUUCCUGGUGGCCAACUACUUAAUAGACAGAGACCUGGACAGCUUCUCCUACUUGAAAAAGUUGUCGACAGAAGGUCACCUGUACAACGGCUUCAACCUGCUCACUGCAGAAUUCAAUGCCAAAGAAGACAUUGUGUGUUACUAUGGAAACAGAGGGAGCACCCAGCCGAUCCGUCUGAAAUCAGGCAUCUAUGGCUUGAGCAACUCUCUGUUGGAGACACCGUGGAGGAAACUGGACCACGGCAAGUGCCUGUUCACCAGCGUGGUGGAGCAACAGCUGUCCGGGGACAGACUGGUGCAGGACCUCAUCACUGUCCUCAACAACCAGGAGCUGACCACAGACCCAGCCAUACAGAGACAGGGUCAGGGCUUCGAUAAAGGGAUACUGCCGGCCCUCUCAUCGGUGUGUGUUCGCACUCCUCAUUACGGCACAAGGACCAACACGGUGGUCCUGAUAGACACUGCAGGGGCCGUGACCUUCGUGGAACGCACCAUGCUCAACUGCGACACCAGCCAGUGGAGCAACCAGAGCUUCCAGUUCCAGCUGCAGGCGUGACCACCGCGCCGCGCGGUCAGACGCUCCCUCGCCACCCGCCAGACUCUGCCUUAGAGCGUUGCCUCUCCCCACCACCACCACCACUUCCUCCAUAGUCCCACUGUUCCUGCCGCUACUUGACUCGGGAAUGCUUUCAGGGGUCUUUUUUGUUUGGAUUUUUAAAAGCUGUGAAAGAAUUACUUUGCUUAUUGUUGCACUAUUAAUAUGGGUUUUGAUUUUGGACUUGUUGAAUGAUGGUACUUGGAAUAGAUUAAUGUUGUUGGGAUAAGGAAGGGGGGAGGCUGUUGAUUGGUUGAUUUGAUCAUUGAUUAUUUCUGUGGAUUGAAACAUUGCCAAAGAUGUAGGGAAAUGUAAUUUUCGUCCAUAUGGGCAAAAUAUAAUUGUUGGUGUUUUUAUGUUGACAUUGUUAUCCAAUGCAGAUGUGUUAUGCUUUCAGAUCGUCAUUGGUCAACUAGACCACCUCAUGUGACAAUGUCAUGAUUCUUUCAUGACUGCUUUAAACUUCAAUUAUGUUAAACAUUGUCUUCAUGCAACUAGACCGUACCUCGGUUUUUAUUACUCUAUGAUUUAAUCUCUAAACAAUGCACA
Molecule: messenger RNA, 1270 nt
Organism: Gadus chalcogrammus (walleye pollock)
Lineage: Eukaryota; Metazoa; Chordata; Actinopteri; Gadiformes; Gadidae
Product: transport and Golgi organization protein 2 homolog
Exons: 6
Coding region: 98-682 (194 amino acids)
Biological process (GO): protein secretion; Golgi organization
Cellular component (GO): Golgi apparatus
Source: RefSeq, a predicted model, not a curated record